This is a messenger RNA of Raphanus sativus (radish), 773 nucleotides long. Its product is annotated as phosphoribosylaminoimidazole carboxylase, chloroplastic. The transcript has 5 exons. NCBI's taxonomy places the organism in Eukaryota, Viridiplantae, Streptophyta, Magnoliopsida, Brassicales, Brassicaceae. Bases 1 to 489 code for a protein of 162 amino acids. The record is from RefSeq and is a predicted model, not a curated record. Gene Ontology annotation, biological process: 'de novo' IMP biosynthetic process.
AUGGGUUCAGACUCGGAUCUUCCUGUUAUGAAAGAUGCUGCAAAAAUUCUCGACAUGUUUGGUGUUACAUAUGAGGUGAAGAUAGUAUCAGCACAUCGCACUCCAGAGAUGAUGUUUUCAUAUGCAACCUCAGCUCAUAGUAGAGGCGUCCAAGUGAUUAUUGCAGGUGCUGGUGGUGCUGCUCACUUACCAGGUAUGGUGGCUUCACUCACUCCUUUGCCUGUGAUUGGUGUCCCUGUACGUGCUACCCGUUUAGAUGGUGUUGAUUCACUUCUCUCCAUCGUUCAGAUGCCUAGGGGUGUUCCUGUAGCCACAGUUGCUAUAAACAACUCCACCAACGCAGCAUUGCUUGCUAUCAGGAUGCUAGGGAUCUCUGAUACUGAUCUCGUCUCAAGGAUGAGACAGUACCAGGAAGACAUGAGAGAAGAGAACAUGGUUAAAGGUGAGAAACUUGAGCGUCAAGGUUGGGAAUCAUAUUUGAACCAGUGAAUAUUACUGGUCAGACCUCUCAUUGGUUACCUGAUAACCGGGACUUCAUCGUGAUCGUUUUUGCUGCCAGUAAGAUCUUGUUGAGAGAUAUAAAGAGUUAGUUUUGAUUCUUGAGUUGUUACGUGUACUUCUGGUUUAGCUUUAUUGUCGAGUUAUUAAACCACAAUUACUUGGGAGUCAAGCUAGUCCCAUUGACGGAUCUCAUAGUUAGCUUCAGUUCUUUGAGAAACUAUAAGAUAAGGUGUCUCAACUUUUUUAUUACUAAUAUUUUUACGAAACCCCCA